Molecule: messenger RNA, 2876 nt
Organism: Xyrauchen texanus (razorback sucker)
Lineage: Eukaryota; Metazoa; Chordata; Actinopteri; Cypriniformes; Catostomidae
Product: mucin-12-like
Exons: 4
Coding region: 170-1129 (319 amino acids)
Source: RefSeq, a predicted model, not a curated record
GUUUGUUUGAUGUAGAGCCGAUUGUUGAGCUCUCUGUUUUCUUAAAGGAGUGGAAAAAGUAUAGAGCCUACCGCAAGCGGGGGUGCUAUAACUGCUGCGAGUCAUUUCCUGGUUUCAUGUCCCAUGGUUUGUUUCUGCUUAAAGGAGACAAAAGCAUAUGUGAACAGCUAUGGGCGUAUUAACUCUUAAGCUUUUGGUAUAUGGCCAACUAAUAUGGUUUAUAUUGGCCAUAAACAACAUCACUCAUCCUGAUCAGACCACUGAGUCACCAUCAUGGCUGAAUAACACCUCUCAAAUGAAACCUACUUUGAUGGCUCCACCGCUGAAUGGAACUGGAAACUACACAGAAAACAAUGCCUCAAAUUCAUCAAGCAAUUCCAUGUACAAUACGAGUGAUGCAACUCUGACCAACUUGACCACCCAGGUGACCACUACUGGACCCCAGAACACUACUUUGGGCCCCAUCCACAGCAAUGCAACAGUCACAGGAACAACAGUGCAGCCAAACACAACGGCAAAUGCUCAAACCAACUCAACACAGCUCACCUCAAAGCCCAAAACAACAGUGAACAUCACAUCAACAGCCGUCACCUCUCUAGACAACAUCACUCACAGCGGCAAUGAAAGUACUACAAUAAAGACUUCACCAGUGCCUAAACCAACAGAGAAUGCACCCACCACUGUAAUUCAAAACAACACAACUCUUUUCCAUGUAUCUCAAGCAGGUGCUGGUAUGAAUCAUUCAGAGAUGUCCAUGACCAUUUUAUUCAGCAUUCUGCUUGGUGUAAUAGUUCUGAUAAUUCUGGUGCACUUUGUGUACAAGUCUGGUAGAAGCAAUCAGAGCAGGAUCCAAUAUACUCAUCGCCGUCUCCAGAAUGAGGAUACAGGUGAGCCGUUUACAGUGCCAGAAGACACACUGGUCAUUUCAGGAGGACUCUACGAUGGCCCCCAUAUUUACAACCCCACAAUGACAGUGCAAAAUGAGGAUGAAUUUCAGACAGACGCAACUGGACUUGCCUACAGACCCACUCAGUUCCAAUUGGAGCUUCUGGUAGAGGAUCAGGGAAGCGCACUUGAUCGUGAUACCUUGACCUUUCAGACAUUCCAAGCAAAUGAUCAAGAACCUUGAUAUAUGAACACAGCAACCAGCCUUUUUAGUUUUAAAAACUGAGAUGAAUAUUGCUGAAUGGGAAAAUCAGUAACAGUCACUAAAAACCAUUUGAAUGCAAAAACAUAAAUAAACGCAAACAACAAAAAACAGCACAAAACAAAAUCAAAUAUACAGAGAACACAUAUUUUUUAACAGAAUACAUUAUGAUGUGAAAGUGUUUUGAGACAAUAUUGUAGAACCAUGUAAUUGAAAUAAGAUAAUCGCUGUAAUAUUUUUGAUGCAAACAUUUUCAAGCAAAUAUUUUCUCUGAUCAUUUUUCUUUCUUCUUAUCUGAACUGCUGAUGGUGGACCAUCCAGCAUAUUGUAUUUUCUUUAUUGCUGGCAGUUUCAGAGCUGUUCCCAGAGAUUUGCAUGGAACAGAACUUUGCACCUGCACAAGCAUAUUUUGUGCUUACUGUAACAACUAUAUUUUCAGAUCACAGUCGAGAAGAUAAAAUAAUUACAUUUUGACUAAAUAAUUACAUUUUGACUAAACCUAGGAGUGGUGGUGGCGUAGUGGCUAAAGCACAGGGCUGUUAAUCAGAAGGUCCUUGGUUCGGACCCCACAGCCACCACCAUUGUGCCCUGAUUCAGCAACUUCAUGAAUCAAACUUUCCAAAGUUUGAACCUACUGUAGGACCUUUGAAUUACCAUCCCAAUUUUCUAACUUCUUGCUAGCUCUAACUCUAUAUUUAUGCUGAAUAAGAUAUUCAAUGUGAACAAUGUUGUUAGCCAUAAAAAAUUCAAAUAAUUAACAGUAAUGGUUUACUUGCAUCAACUUCAGCACUCAGAUCUGCAUCCUUUUCUUCUACCAUUUUGUCAUUCUCAUGCUAUUAAGUAAAAUAAAACAUCAGAAUGAUCAAUCUCCAAUAAUAAUAUAAGAGAUCAGUGAUGAAUAUAUACAAUGAUUACCACCUUGUGCCUUUCCAUCAAAGCAACCAUGUCUGAUAUCUUCUGAUGGAAUUUGAUUUCUGUGUUGUCUUUACUCUUCAGUGUAUCUGAACUGUUUGCUUCAGUUUCUGCACCUUCAAAAAACCAAACUGAUCAAGUAGGGCAUGAGUGUUAUUUAUUAUGCCAGCUAUUGUAUUUAACAAAAUAAAUCACCUUGAGGUGAUUUACAUUUACAUUUAUGCAUUUGGCAGAUGCUUUUAUCCAAAGCAACUUACAGUGCACUUAUUACAGGGACAAUCCCCUCAACUCAACCUGGAGUUAAGUGACUUGCUCAAGGACACAAUGGUGGUGGCUGUGGGGAUCAAACCAGCGACCUUCUGAUUAACAGUUAUGUGCUUUAGCCCACUACUCCACUUCUUGUGCCCCAGAUGUUGAUUUGUCUUAAAGGUUAGAGCAUAUUUUCUGAAGCUCCUCAUUGUGCUGUUUCUUCGCGGUCUCAGAUUCAUCCUUCAAUUUAGUUAUCUAUGAGAAACAAUAUUAUACUUAAACAAGCCUAUGUUUACUCCUAGCUUAUACUGAAAUGGGAAAACACAUUGUAUGCAAUUAGAAUCUGCGAAGGAGUUCAUGAAGAAGUUCAUAUGACUACAAAUGUCAGAUUCAUCAACAACAUUAAUUUAUGAUGCUAUUGAUUUCUACAAGGUUUUGCUGAUAAUGAACAUUGAUCAAUUAAUAAGUUUGAUAUAAACCAGAUAAAAUAUUGUUGGUUUGCUGAGUAAUAGUAAGUCAACCAUCUAUCUCAUUUUGGCACUCCUCAUGAGCCUUGGUUUUGCUCUGU